AUGAUUAUAAUAACCAAGUUGACCAAGAUCAAUGUCGACGAAGAAGAAUACCAGCGCCUCGGCUUACGACCACGCCACGCUUACUCGGUCCUCGACGUGGUAGAAGUAGCGGGUCCAACCCGUUUGCUUCGGCUACGGAACCCCUGGGGGCAUUAUACUUGGCGCGGCGCGUGGGCGCACGGCUGCCCGCGCUGGACCGAGGAGGCACGACGCGCAGUGCACGCGCAUACGGCUAGCGCGCACGCGGAUCGAGACCAAGGCGUGUUUUGGAUCAGCUUCGAUGAUGUGCUCAAGUACUUCGACUGCAUAGACAUCUGCAAGGUACGAGUGGGAUGGCACGAGGUGCGUCUCGCCGGGAUCCUACCUCCGAUGUCGUCUACGCGGCACUUGACGUGUCUGCUCCUCACUGCCACUCAGCCAACGGAGGUUGACUUCACGCUGUUCCAAGAGGGACAGAGGUUAGUCGUCGUUAUCACAGCCAAAUGACGUCCACUGCUGGACAA
Molecule: messenger RNA, 503 nt
Organism: Ostrinia furnacalis (Asian corn borer)
Lineage: Eukaryota; Metazoa; Arthropoda; Insecta; Lepidoptera; Crambidae
Product: calpain-D-like
Exons: 3
Coding region: 1-486 (161 amino acids)
Biological process (GO): proteolysis
Cellular component (GO): cytoplasm
Molecular function (GO): calcium-dependent cysteine-type endopeptidase activity
Source: RefSeq, a predicted model, not a curated record